Lycium ferocissimum is the source of this 708-nucleotide messenger RNA. Its product is annotated as receptor-like protein 15. The transcript has 2 exons. Bases 109 to 708 code for a protein of 199 amino acids. The record is from RefSeq and is a predicted model, not a curated record. NCBI's taxonomy places the organism in Eukaryota, Viridiplantae, Streptophyta, Magnoliopsida, Solanales, Solanaceae.
AUCAACUUCCUUCUCUCAUCUUAUAGACUUGUCAAUAUUCAGUGGGCUAUAAAAUUAGAAGAUUGUUUGAACCUUUUGAGUGAGAACAAGUAGGUAAAGAAGCAAAAUAUGACAACCAAGAUAGUAUCUUGGUGGUUGUUGAUUUUAUUCAUAGCAAAUGGAUGGUGGUGUUGUAAUUCUUGUUGGAAAGAAGAAAGGACUGCUCUCUUGCAACUCAAGGCAAACAUAAACUACAAGAUAGCCGGCGAUUAUUUGCCAUCAUGGGUGGCUAAUGAAACCUCAGAUUGUUGUCGAUGGGAAGGAAUUGUUUGCAGCAAUAAGACCAGAAGAGUCACUGAGUUGUCCAUUAUUGUCGAGAAAAUUAAUCAAGAAGAACAAUUUAGUACUCUUACUGGUACAAAUACUGAUGAUAGUAUUUUGGAGAACUGGCUUUUCAACGCAUCUUUAUUUAUUCCCUUCAAAAAUCUCAAAGCUCUGCUCCUCCCUGAACUUUCAUUGGCCGAUUGGGUGAAGAAUGAAGGCUUUGAGAAACUGAGACGACUGCGUAAACUGGAAACACUUGAUUUAUCAGGGAACAAGUUCAAUCGCAGCAUCUUUGAGUCUAUUAGUCAACUUUCAUCUCUCAAGUCAUUGAACCUCUCAGGCAACUACAUUAAUGGAUCAGGUUCCAACACAUGGUUCUCUCUGUUUGCCUCUUUGAACUAUUAG